CGUGCACAGCCGUGCCAGGGACGCCCAGCCAGUGUCCGCACGACCAGUCAGCUAGCCAACCAGCUAGCCAGCGCCCGCAGCUGCCAGGCAGCGCCCGUGAGCGCAGCACUUGGCAGGCCGCUGGCCGAGCCAGUAACCGACUGCCCGAUUCAGCCGACCGGCAGUCUGGUCCAGACCGGUUCAGACCGGCUGGACCGGUUCAGUCAGCAUUUUUCAGUCUCAGUCCCGGUUCAUGAUUUUAGUAUUAAUUUCU
Messenger RNA from Striga hermonthica, 253 nucleotides. The record is from the annotation of a GenBank genome assembly. NCBI's taxonomy places the organism in Eukaryota, Viridiplantae, Streptophyta, Magnoliopsida, Lamiales, Orobanchaceae.